This is a messenger RNA of Monoraphidium neglectum, 1107 nucleotides long. RefSeq names its product flagellar associated protein. Lineage: Eukaryota; Viridiplantae; Chlorophyta; Chlorophyceae; Sphaeropleales; Selenastraceae. The transcript has 6 exons. The record is from RefSeq and is a predicted model, not a curated record. Bases 1 to 1107 code for a protein of 368 amino acids.
AUGCUGCACGACGAGGGCGAUCGCGUCAAGGCGCUGCAUGGGCGCCUGCUGCUGUCAGAGGUCAUCGCACAGAACAAAGCACUCACGGCCCACAAGGCGCGCGUGGCCGGUGCCCGCAAGGCACAGGAAGCGGCGUUCGUGGAGCAGCAGCGGCGCGCUUUGGAGGCUGCAGAGCAGGUGGAGCUGGCCAAGCUUGAAGAUGAGAGGGCUAGGCUGCGGGCGCAACGCGAUGCCCAGUCACAGCAGCUGGAGGAGGUGAAGGCCCGCAUCCUGGCUGAAAGGGCGAUGGACAAAGCGGAGGGAGAGCUGAUCAAGCGCAAGGCGGCAGAGGAGGCCCAAGAGCUGCAUGAGAAGGAGGCGGCCUGGCGCGCCAAGAUGGCUGCCAUGAAUGAGGCCACCACAGCGGCCAACGCUACUCUGCAGGCCUUUAGGGCCGCAGAGAGGGAGCGCGAGCGCCUGGCUGAUGCAGCAGUGGAGGAGUACUGCAAACGCAAGGCAGCCACUGACGCGGAGCGAGCGGCAGCGCUGGCGACCAAGGAGGCAGCAAAGGAGGCUGGACGACUUGCGCAGGUCGCUUUGAUGGAGCGCAAUUACCUGGCCUGGCACACCAAAGCAGAGGAGGCGCUGGCAGCGAAUGUGCAGCAGGCGGAGGACAGGGCUGCAGCGGAUACGGACACGCAGCGGCGCAGGCGCCAGCAGCAGCAGGAGGCCGCCCACCGCAGCAACCAGCAGCAGCUGGCGCGCAAGGCGAGCGAAGUUGAGGCCCAGCGCAAGGCGGACCAUGCGUUCUGCGAGGCGUGGGGCGUGCGCCUGCAGCAGCUUCGUGAGGAGGAGCGCCAGGAGGCCCUGGAUGCACGCGCACGCGCCCUGGCCGUGCAGCGUUUCCAGCAGUGGCAGGCGGCGCGACGCGGCGCGGCGUGCAAGGCGGAGCACCGCUCUGGUAUGCAGGCGGCUCUGAUGGCCGAGGCAGCGGUGGCAGAGCAGGCGGAGGACUUUGCGGCCUAUGCAGCAGCUCUGCGCGAGGAGGUGCGCCGGCGCGGCCUACCCCUCGCACCCAUCGACCUCUACUUGGCGGCCAAACAGCCCUCCAUCGCGGCCACCAUGUAG